GCGCACACCAUGCUUUCAGAGUAGACCUUAAGUGGUGUAGUUAGUUUGCUGAUUAUAACUCUACUUUCUAUAGUGUUUACUUGUCAUGUUCUUUGAUUCUCAUUAUGUUUAUAUUUAAUCAAUUUAGUUAACUGGUAUACGUUUACAGUUUUUUGUUUUUUUUUUUUGGUGAACACAAAAAGAUAGUAUGGCUGAAACAGCAGUAAUGGAGAGUGCAACAACUCAUCAGCACCUAUCCGGGGAUGGAGAUUCUACAAUGUUGUGUGGGGAGUUCCUGUCUUCUCCCACGUCUUCUAGAUUGUAUCCAGCACAGCCAGCUGUAAGCCAGAGCUGGUGCCAGAGAAAGUCUUCCUCACAGACUAUGUUUAUGGAAGGCUUCAACGACUGCGCAGUGGAGGUGAUGAGGUAUCUCAAGGAGGUAGAGGGGAUUGAGGAUAACAAUCCCAUGCUGACGGACCUGCAGGGCCACCUGACUCAGGUCAAAAAAGUCUUUUGUCAGGAAAGUAUCUUAGAUGAAGAGACAUUAGGAGAGGAUGGCGUCUACGACAUGACCUGCCAUGAGAAUCUGAAUACCAGUGUUGUGGAGAGCAGAGUGCAUCACUCCAGUGUUUCCAUGGACUCUAUGCUGGGUCAGGUGGCAUGCACAUUAUCCCCCAUCCCUUCCAGGUCAGUCAACAGCUCUGUUUCUGAUGCCACAUCCAUAGAGUCCGACAUGCUGUCAUCGCAUCCAUCCCUGAGUAACAUCCACUGUCAGUCCCUCACUUCAGAUCUCAGCGCCAGCUUAUCCAACUACAACCAUGACAUCUUGUUGGAUUCAGUCAGGCAUGAUGAUGUCUUUCACCAGUGCCAGAACUCCCCUUGUAUUAGCAGCAGCUCAGUUCCAUCCCUAAAACAGUUGGCUAGUGAUAUCUUGCGAGAAAGUUCUCACAGAGUCUCUGUCCACCAAUGCCAUCACCACAUGGAACAGUUCCAGCCUUUUUCAUAUUUUUCUUGUGGAGAUGGUCUGAUGUCCUCAAGGCCAUUACAUCUUGUUGAGCCUAUUGGUCAGUCUUCUCCGGUUUUACCAGUUUCCUUGUCAAACUACAAUCUAUUUGGUCAUCUCUCGCACGGAUCAACUCAAAACGUCUUACAGCACACACUGGAGCCCAUAUCCCCAUUAACUAUAAACACUAAUGUACAAUUGAACUCAGAGCCAGUACCCCAAUCAUGUGAUGGUAACAUGUAUAAUUCAUUGAACUUAAAGCAAUCUCAGGGGCCAGAAUUCACGAAGGUGCUAACCCAAAAUGUACACAGUGUCCUUGAGCAGCGAGCCAGCAUGCUCUCUGGCAUUGACACUUCUAUUGUUGCAUCUGGAGAGCUUGCAGACGUCCUCAUGGCAGUGGAGACUUGCAGGUACCAUGAUGACUCCAGAAUACGAGCCAUUGCAGAUGAGAUCUUUCAUUUGAUACAGGAGGAUUAUUCAGAUGAUGAAUUUGAAGAUUCCUUUGAAGAUGACAAUGGAGAGCCCAAUAGAAAUGAUGAAAGUGGGAUUGAAAUGAUGGAUGAAAGCUUAGACUGGGGAAAUCCUGAUUUGAUUGAACAAUGAUGUGUGAAAAAUCUGAAUCAUUAUUUAUUAUAGACUUUGAGAUUGUUAAUAUAUAUAUCUUUAUUUUGUAUUCUUUAUUUUUUUUAAAUGUUAUAUUUUAGUUUCCAUGACUGCUUGGCUGUGAAUGUUUGGGAUUUGGAUUGAGUGAUGAAUAGUAAAUGAUUGAUGUUUAUUAUCUUAAUGUACAGUUAUUGCCUACAUAAUUUAAAAUAAUAUGCAUAU
Molecule: messenger RNA, 1807 nt
Organism: Biomphalaria glabrata
Lineage: Eukaryota; Metazoa; Mollusca; Gastropoda; Planorbidae
Exons: 2
Coding region: 188-1585 (465 amino acids)
Biological process (GO): regulation of DNA-templated transcription
Molecular function (GO): DNA binding
Source: RefSeq, a predicted model, not a curated record